UCUUCUGGCUGAGCGCGUGACACACCAGAGCUCAACAUAGCAAUCAAAAACUUUAGGGAAAAAAAGCUAAUUUAGAUCAUAAAACUGUUUUUAAAAAAGAUUUUUUUAACAGAGUAUGACCCCAGCUUGUGUUUCUUCAUGGAUCUAGUGGAGCUUUAUCAGCGCGACUUCCUGGAUAUGAUGCCCAUCAGCAGUCAUUGCCCCGCCUUCAUCAAGGCCGAGCCCUUGAGCCCCACCUCCUUGAUGCAACACAGUCCGGAAGGAUCGUCAUCGGACAGCUACGGCUCUGUAACGAGGGGUGACCAUGGGGGCGUGGCCUCGCCAGGUUCAUAUCAUACCUCAGGGACGGGGCUUAGGCCCGAUUCGGUUCCCGAGCUGCAGGUGAAGAGCGAGUUUGAAGUGAGUUCGGGGCCCAAGCGCUUGUGUUUGGUGUGUGGAGACGUCGCGUCCGGGUUUCAUUACGGCGUAGCGUCCUGCGAAGCCUGCAAAGCCUUCUUCAAACGCACUAUUCAAGGCAGUAUUGAAUACACGUGUCCAGCGAGCAGUGAGUGUGAGAUUACUAAGAGGAGAAGGAAAUCCUGCCAGGCCUGUCGCUUCACCAAGUGCAUCUCAGUGGGCAUGCUGCGAGAGGGUGUGCGUCUAGAUAGAGUUCGAGGAGGUCGUCAGAAAUACAAACGCAACAUAGACUCAGACAGCAACUCUUACCUCAACAUGCAGUUACCACAAACACACAAGAGAACACGCACAGAGUCCUACAACAUUGAGAACAAGGUGGUGUCUCACCUGUUGGGGGCGGAGCCAGAGAAGGUGUACGCCAUGCCGGACCCCGCCCUCCCUGACGAUGACAUCAAAGCUUUGACCACACUGUGUGAUCUCGCUGAUCGUGAACUGGUGCUUAACAUUGGCUGGGCUAAACACCUUCCGGGUUUCUCCAGUCUCUCUCUGCCAGACCAGAUGCGUCUCCUGCAGAGUGCAUGGAUGGAGAUCCUGAUCCUGCGUGUGGUCUUCCGUUCGCUGGAUGCUCAGGACAGCCUGGUGUUCGCCGAGGACUAUGUGAUGGACGCCGAGCAGGCGAGGCGAACCGGUUUGCUCGAGCUCCACGCGGCCAUACUGCAGCUCGUCAGGAAGUACAGAGCCAUGGGCCUCGAGAGGGAGGAGUUCGUCACACUCAAGGCCAUUGCGCUCGCCAACUCAGACUCUAUGCAUAUCGAAGACAUUGAAGCAGUCCAGAGGCUGCAGGACUGUGUGCACGAAGCGCUGCAGGACUACGAACAGCGUCGCCAUGGUGACGACCCGCGUAGGGCGGGCAAGCUGAUCAUGACCCUCCCCCUACUGCGACAGACCUCGGCCAAGGCCGUGCAGUAUUUCUGCAGCAUCAAGCAGGACGGCCGGGUGCCCAUGCACAAACUCUUCCUGGAGCUUCUGGAGGCCAACACCCAGCCCUCGCCCUGAUUGGACCACAGCUCUGAGGUGACUCCGCCCUCACCGGAGCUCUUUAGAAGGGCGCAGUGCUGAAUCGAAUAAGAACCAUGAAGAAUGUAACUAAAGGUUAAUGGUAGAGGAACAAAGGGGGGGGGGGAGAAGAUUGUAUAAAUGAUUGUAAACAUAAAAGGAAUGAUUUAUUGAAGAAACCACACCUGGGACUUGAGACACCAUGUUGCUUUUACUGCUGUGCUAAUUUAAGAUGACUUUUCUUUUUUACUGGUGCUUUAAUAUGAAGAUAAGGAGACGAAUGUGAUGUUGGACUUGCCAAAGAAAAGGGAACUCAUCUCUGAAGAGGAAAGCUUUGACGAACUUGCAGAAAACUCAUAAAACAUUAAAAAUUGUUCACAAUAAAGAUGUGUUAUUUAUGAGAAUGUAAUAAGUAUGGACAGGAGAAGGGCAGGUGUUGCUGCUAAUCAUUGUAUUUGUUGGUAGUUCAUGAUUGUGUUGCUGAAAUUGAUACUGAAGUCUUUUUUUCAUGCUGUGUUGCAAAUUUAGGGCAAAUUCCUGGUUGUGCUAAAAGUUGACCUAAAAUCUCACUACCAUGCAAAAGAAAGGACGUAAGGAAUUGUAGGAUGAUUUGAGCUCCCUUGCAAUAAUACAAAAAAAAGGUUUCUGAGGAAGAGAGCUAGGAAUGUGCUAAAAAAAAACCCUAAUGGUUUUGUAGCCUCAGAUCUCAGAUCACAUUUAAAAAAAAAAAAACUACUUAAGAUGGUUCUGUGAAGGUCCUGAGAUUUAAGCUUGUGACCUUCGGCUCUGUAAGGGCCGUGUUCAGAGUUGGCGACUUAAGUCCAAAUGCUGCAUCGAUAUUUUUAUGAAGAAAGUUCUGUGUAUUCAGACUCGGGUUACGCAGCUAGUUAAGUCAGUUUUCUGGCUGCCCUACUGAGAUUAUGCAAAACAGCUACACAAUCCGAGGUUGCCAGAUUUAUCUUGAGUACUAGUGUCUGAGACAAUGUAUUGUAAUAGUGCCUUUAAACUAAAAGCGCUUGCCUUUAAACUAAAAAAAAAAAAACAGAGUUAGAAAGACCAGAAUGAAGAAGGAAAUAGAGGUUUUGUCUUUGCUGUAAAAUAUGAUGCAACAAGAAAAGCAAGAGACAAUACAAAAAUAAUAAAUUAAAAAGACUAAUAUGAUUAGGAGUCUAGUAUAUUGGCAGUAUAUUGCUGCAUGAAUAGUCCUAGUUGUAAUUAUCACAUUAAUCACUGGUUUAAUGUAACAAAAUGGCUUCCACCCUCAUUAUUCAGUAGUUAUAAAAUAGCACUUGAUCCAGUGCAUCUUAUUAUUUUGCACUUUAUUCUUUAUAAAGAAUACUUUCAGUUGCGCCUUGAUAAAGCCAAGACAUACUAAAUACUGAACUUGUAAUGUGCGCAGCAUGUAGGCUGUUCUAUCAUUCAGUGAGAAAUCAUGCCCAUGCUUUGAAGGAUAAGCUGACCAAGCACUCCUCUGCUACUUUUAUAGCUCACCUUAAGUUAAUUCAUAAAUUUAUCCAUAAAAUUUCUAUCUUCGAGAUAAUCAGUGUCUCCGAUUAAGAUCUUUUCUCCUAAAUAAAUAAAUAAAUAAAUAAUUCAUAGACAUUAAAGGGGCAAUGCUAUGUAAGGAAUAACACAUGAUGGUGCAUGCUGUUAUAGGACAAUAAUCAACACAAGGGUGUUAUAAUACCACAGUGAUUUGUCAAUGCUUACAAUUUUUACUUUAUUAAUGAACAACACAUUGCACUUUUUAACCAUUUAUAGUUACAUUUAAUGUUGUGGAAUGUCCGCCUAACUCAACUCUGAAUACGGCCCUGACGCAGAAUCUUUAACAGGUUAGACGGGUCAUUAAAAGGCAGUAGAAACCUGAUUUCUUGCUAUCAUGCUAAGGAUUGAGUACAUCUUAGAAAAGAGAAGACAAAUGACAUGCAGUUUCAAUGUUUCUUCAUGUCCUCGGAUGUUUUUCAAGGUUAUUUUAUUGUUUCAAUCUUUAAACUGUGUGCAUUCAAAAGGACAUAGUCAACAAUAUUAUUAAGGGACAACCAAAAAUGUUGUAUGACACACAGCACUAAAAAAAUAAUGCUUCGUCUGUUCUGGAAAAAUUCUGACUUGAACCUGAUCUUCUUUUCAGACACAAAUUGUUUCAGCAUUUAAGCCAAAUGAACAGUAUUUGUUUUAAAUAUUAUUGUUCUGAAAGCAAAAAAAAAGUAAAACAGAUUACAUUUCUCUGAUCAUGUCGCUGUCUUUUGUAUUCUCAUUCUAUGCAUUUUUACAGUAACGAGAAACGAACGCAAAUAAAAUCUGCCUGGUAAAAAAAGUCAGAUCACUUGAAUGGGAUAAAGGGAUUCACUUAUCACGCACAGUUAUGAAUAAACUGAACUAGCUAGCUAGCUAAUGUUAGCUGCUCAAUAA
This is a messenger RNA of Pangasianodon hypophthalmus (striped catfish), 3861 nucleotides long. It is a transcript of the gene esrrgb, whose product is annotated as estrogen-related receptor gamma b. The record is from RefSeq and is a predicted model, not a curated record. Gene Ontology annotation, biological process: regulation of DNA-templated transcription. The coding region runs from base 139 to 1452 and encodes 437 amino acids. The transcript has 7 exons. Gene Ontology annotation, cellular component: nucleus. Lineage: Eukaryota; Metazoa; Chordata; Actinopteri; Siluriformes; Pangasiidae. Gene Ontology annotation, molecular function: nuclear steroid receptor activity; steroid binding; sequence-specific DNA binding.